CAACAUCUGAAUCAAAUUCACUCACUCUUCAGUCCAUAUCUGCUUGUAUCUGCUUGUAUCGGAUGGCGUCCGUUGCAGACAAGAUUGCCGCUGCCAACGCAUUGCGACUGGCUGGAAACGAACUCUUCCAGCAGAACGACCUGCAUCGCGCCGCACGCAAGUACCACGAGGCCAUUCUCACAGUGAAGGGACUCGACGCAAAGGGCGGCUUUGCAAGCUUGCUCGGCGUGCCGGGCGUCCCGGCGUUGUCAGCCGAUUACACCAGCGCCAUCAACGAGAUGCUCAUCAACUGCUACUCCAAUCUCACAGUGUGUGCAUCAAAGUCCAUGCGGUGGGAAAAGUGCAUCCAAUACUGCGACAAGAUUAUCGCAUUGGACAAGUCACACACUAAGGCACACUUUCGACGCGGCCAGGCACACUUGCGACUCGGGUUUCUCGACCGAGCCGAGCGCGACUUGAAAGUUGCAGCAGCAAAUGAACCGAAUGAUUCCGCCAUCCAACGAGAGCUGCAGCUGCUCCACGAGCGUCAAAAAGAAGCGGAUCGUGAGCAGAAGGCCUUCUAUUCCGACAUGUUCCAACGCAUGAAGCUGUCCAACGACAGUCAGCAGCAGCCAAUGCAGACCGACAACUCGGAAUCUCAAUAAACGCGCGGACCUCCUCCGCAGUGACAUUUCUA
Capsaspora owczarzaki ATCC 30864 is the source of this 676-nucleotide messenger RNA. RefSeq lists its product as hypothetical. NCBI's taxonomy places the organism in Eukaryota, Filasterea, Ministeriida, Capsasporidae. The coding region runs from base 63 to 644 and encodes 193 amino acids. The record is from RefSeq and is a predicted model, not a curated record. Gene Ontology annotation, molecular function: protein binding. The transcript has 5 exons.